Messenger RNA from Lodderomyces margitis, 456 nucleotides. Its product is annotated as ATP synthase subunit C family protein. Gene Ontology annotation, biological process: proton transmembrane transport; proton motive force-driven ATP synthesis. Lineage: Eukaryota; Fungi; Ascomycota; Pichiomycetes; Serinales; Debaryomycetaceae. The transcript has 2 exons. Gene Ontology annotation, molecular function: proton transmembrane transporter activity. The coding region runs from base 1 to 456 and encodes 151 amino acids. The record is from RefSeq and is a predicted model, not a curated record.
AUGCAAAUUGCUUUAGCUGCUAAAUACAUUGGUGCAAGUAUUGCUACAUUAGGUUUAGGUGGUGCUGCUAUCGGUAUCGCUUUAGUUUUCGUAGCUUUAAUUAACGGUACUUCACGUAACCCUUCUUUAAGAAGUACAUUAUUCCCUCAAGCUAUCUUAGGUUUCGCCUUAAGUGAGGCUUGUGCAUUAUUUGUAAGUGCAGCUAUAAGUUUAUAUUCUAAUGGUUUUGUACUUAUGGGUAUUCUUUAUGUUCUUAUUUAUGUUGGAGCUAUAGCUAUUUUAUUUUUAUUUAUCUUAUCAUUAUUAAAUAUUGAAUAUAAUUAUAAAGGAACAAUUCAUCCUUUAAUAUUUACUAUAUUAUUAAUAUGUUUAAUACCAUUAGAUUUAUCAUAUGAAACAUAUGGUAUAGUUGAAAAUGUUAAUAUAGCAUAUCCAUUCAAUGGUUUAUUAGAUUGA